AGACAUAACCAUGAGUUUACGAUAAAAAAUCAUUUCGACACACCUAUCCCCAGAAAUUCAUAAUAACACACAUAUCUCAGAUUAUUAACCCACUUCACCGACCACUGUACCACUACCUUGGGUGCGCGAGACAAAAAUACCAUUUCUUCCCAUAACAUUUGCUCUAAUUUUGAUAGAUAGAAUUACUUGAUAUGUGAGACGUAUCCACGAUACUAACAACAUACCAGUAAAUUUGUCCGAACACCAUAGUUAUUAAUGAAAAAAAAGAGUAAAGCAUCUAGUGCCUCGAACUAUGUCCAAAUUUGUUACGACACACUCCCAUUUUACAGGGUCCUAUUAUUCCGGAACUCAAUUAUAACUAUUUUUAUCACCACUUUUAGUUAUCGUGAUACUUUCUUGGCUGACGUGACACUUUGUUGGUUACACAAUUUACUAAAUGCUUGUGUGAAGAAAAAAAUCAAUCUUGGGUACACAAUUUAAACAUCAAGAACCCCCGGGUAAUAAGACUUCAUCAUUUCAUUCUUGACUUUGGGGGUUGGCAAAAACUACUUUUUCUUUUACUUACCCUUUGUUAGAAUUUGAUUAAAGAAGCAAAGGGGUGUGAUUCAAUGUAUCCAAGAUUGAUUCAGUCUGGACAAGAAGAUGAGUAUAUACAACAUCAUGGGUGUGAUGUUAAUGUUGUUGGGAUUCAUCAUCAAAGGGUAAAUGGAGGAGACCCUUGUCUUGUUCUAACUUCAGAUCCUAAACCUCGUCUCAGAUGGACUGCUGAUCUUCAUGAACGAUUUGUUGAUGCUGUUACUCAACUUGGGGGUCCAAGUAAAGCUACCCCAAAGGCGAUAAUGCGGACAAUGGGUGUCAAGGGACUAACUCUUUUCCACCUAAAGAGUCACCUUCAGAAAUAUCGACUAGGUAAGCAAUCUCAGAAAGAUCUUGAUGAGGCUUUGAAAGAUGGACUUACAGCUACGUAUUCGUUAGAAAGCCCUUGUUCUGGUGGUACUCCUCAGCAAUUGCCUGCAUCGGACUUGAAUGAAGGUUUUGAAGUCAAGGAGGCAUUGAGAGCUCAAAUGGAAGUGCAAAGUAAAUUGCACCUGCAAGUUGAA
Molecule: messenger RNA, 1100 nt
Organism: Capsicum annuum
Lineage: Eukaryota; Viridiplantae; Streptophyta; Magnoliopsida; Solanales; Solanaceae
Product: protein PHR1-LIKE 3
Molecular function (GO): DNA binding; DNA-binding transcription factor activity
Source: RefSeq, a predicted model, not a curated record